CAAAGAUCAAAGGUGGAACUUUGGUGCAAGCAAGCAACGUGAUAAUUAAAAAUAAACUAUUCGAGGUCCUGGAUAUUACUGUUACUAAGCACGUAGUACUAAUUCAGAAAUUCAGUGUUAUUUAUUAUAAAGGAGUUAAGCAAAGAUGUUGAAAGUUUUCAACAUAUGGGUGGUUUAAUUUAAUAAUAGUGGAUCGAUGUAUGCAUGAGAUCACUGAUCGUUUCUAGGCACUGUCCAAAGUUCUAAAAUAGAGCAUUUUCUUAUUGGUUGGUCCCGAAUAAACUUGAGGUGCAUCUUGUAUAUGUCACUUGUCAAUACAUUUAGAAACCUAAAAUGUCUGAGGAUGAUUUAUCUGACUGUUUGGAAGAACCCAACAUGGAAAUCCAAAUCAAAACUCUCAUGGGAACUACAUUUGAUAUAAAAGUUUCUGCAAUGGAUACAGUCGCUGAUAUCAAGAAAAAAAUUUAUCGAAUUGAGGGCAUACCGCCAUUUCAACAAAAUUUAAUAUUUCAAUCUCUUAUCUUGAGAGAUUUCAGCCGGUUGCUAGAUGCUGGCAUCACAAACGGUUCAACUCUAACCCUUGUACCUUCAAUGAAAGGAGGACCGAUAUCCACUAGACGGCUAUCGGUGACCUGUGAGCGUCAUGUGAUGCUUAAAGAGCUGCGGGAACUUCUAGAAAAUAAUAGCGAGGAGAUUACUCCUGGCUCCAAGGUGUCUGUGCUAAUCUUCAAAGAUGGGGUGGUGAUAAAUUUAUUGAGCGUAAUUGAACAUGAAGAUGGUUCCCACGCACCUCACAGCGAGAAGCCGAUAUCUCCCCCUUCCAAACCCUCUCGGAGAGGAUCUCGCAUGGAAAUAUUCGAGCGUUUCGUAGAAGAUAACGAAAUGUCCAUGAAAAUAUCUAACCUUCGCAAAAAAAUGGAUGAAACCAAUUCCCGCAAACAAGGCAAUAACUCCAAGGAAGUGACUGACUCUCCGUCUAACUUGGAAGCUAGUAGCUCUUGUGCGGGUAAGAAUAACCUGUCUUUUAAAUUUUUGGCACCGGACGGAGUUGAUGUGAAGGUUUUUGAGAGGAAUUCUGAGGAGGAUGAAGAGGAAGUCGCGCUCAAAGACAAACAUAGGUCAAAGCAUCACCAAAUCACAUCUCUCUUCAGAGAAUCGAAAGGCGCUUGCAGUAACAUCAAACAAAAGUAUGCCAGAAUCAAUAAAAAGCUUCAGGAAUCCCAACUGAGCGAAGAACUAUCGUCUGAAUCGGAACUCUCUGCGACAUUUGGCGUUUUCAAUGAAGACGCCUGCAGUCAACCUCGUCCGAUGCAACCUGCGAAUAGGAUCCAUUUGACCAGGUUGGUGCUUUCUGACGGUCCGGAAAGCCCCAAAUCGUCGUCUGAUAGCAUAGAGCUAGAAGAGGAUGUGUGGGAGAUCCACGAACCUGUCGCAGAACGACUCAAACAUAGCACCACGUGCAAGGUGGGCGUUCUGAAUCGCAGACAGAGCUUGGAUUACUCGUACGGCAGUAUAAAGAAUGACCCCAAAGGAGAAAUCGGUAACUAUCCAUGCGAGAACUCUGAUUUUGGGGUAUGUUCCAGCAAUUUGUACCGUAUACCUCAGUUCGUGUCAUCCCCUGAUGCGUUGCAGCCGCACCACACCCAAACCGAGCCCAGUUUUCAUGAUUACUAUUUUACGAAAACGGAUCGCUCCCCGCUUUACAGCAGGAGCGAAAGCAACGGCCUAUCUGCCGUCAAUCCCAAAAGAGAUGAACUGACCAAGGAGAAAUUUGCCGUACUGGACGAUUGCUCCGGUAUCGAGAGACUCCAAAACGAGAGCUCAGAGUGCGAUAAGUUUUUCUCCCAGAGCAUCGACGAUUUGCGACCUUACAAUCCGUCCGAUCUGCUCGGGGAGAAGAUUCUAGAUCUGCCGAAGAAGAAUGAAAAGAAAUUAGAAUUGCCGCCUGUGAUAAAAAAGAAAGCUAGAUGUAACGAAUGUAAUAGAAAACUGAAUAUAACGAAUAUACACAAUUGUAGGUGUGGAAAAAUUUUCUGCUCGCAGCAUAGGUAUUCAGAGGUUCACCGAUGCAGCUACGACUAUAAGCUUGAAGGACGCAAGCUGUUGGAACAGCAGAAUCCGAAAGUCACCGCUGAAAAAAUUAAUAAAAUAUAACGCAUAUAAUAUAUAUCUAUUUCCCCUCUUUCAACUAAAACCCUGUAUUGUCGAUAAAAUAUAAUGUUUACAAUG
Leptinotarsa decemlineata (Colorado potato beetle) is the source of this 2229-nucleotide messenger RNA. Its product is annotated as AN1-type zinc finger protein 4. NCBI's taxonomy places the organism in Eukaryota, Metazoa, Arthropoda, Insecta, Coleoptera, Chrysomelidae. Gene Ontology annotation, molecular function: protein binding; zinc ion binding. The record is from RefSeq and is a predicted model, not a curated record.